This is a messenger RNA of Cinclus cinclus, 1380 nucleotides long. It is a transcript of the gene MSRA, whose product is annotated as methionine sulfoxide reductase A. Gene Ontology annotation, molecular function: peptide-methionine (S)-S-oxide reductase activity. Gene Ontology annotation, biological process: cellular response to oxidative stress. Gene Ontology annotation, cellular component: cytoplasm. NCBI's taxonomy places the organism in Eukaryota, Metazoa, Chordata, Aves, Passeriformes, Cinclidae. The record is from RefSeq and is a predicted model, not a curated record. The coding region runs from base 1 to 708 and encodes 235 amino acids. The transcript is spliced from 6 exons.
AUGUCUCCGCGCCACCGCCUGCACCUCUUGCUCUUCCUCCGCACCCUCCACGGCUCCGCCUUCGGCAUGGGCGACUGGGCCUCCCGCCUGCCGCAGGCGACCGAAGCGCUGCCCGGCAGGACGCAGCGUAUAGCGGUGCCAGGUAAACAUCAUGUCAAUGGGAACAGAAUGGUUGAACCAUUCCCAGAGGGAACACAGAUGGCUCUGUUUGGUAUGGGCUGUUUCUGGGGAGCUGAGAGGAAGUUCUGGAGGCAGAAAGGAGUCUACUCCACUCAAGUGGGUUAUGCAGGAGGACAUACCCCAAACCCUACCUACAAAGAGGUGUGCUCAGGCAGAACUGGGCACGCCGAGGCCGUCCGGGUGGUGUUUGAGCCACAAAACAUCAGCUUUGAGCAACUGCUCAAGGUCUUCUGGGAAAAUCAUGACCCGACACAAGGGAUGCGCCAGGGGAACGAUGUCGGCACUCAGUAUCGCUCGGCCAUCUACACCUUCUCCCAGGAGCAGAUGGAAGCUGCCCUGAGAUCCAAGGAAGAAUAUCAGAAGGUGUUGACAGAAGGAGGCUUUGGCUCCAUCACCACGGAGAUCCGGGAGGCUCCCGAGUUUUAUUAUGCCGAGGAAUAUCACCAGCAGUACCUCAGCAAGAACCCUGGAGGGUACUGUGGGCUGGGAGGGACAGGGGUUUCCUGCCCCAUUGGCCUCAGGAAAUAGCCUGUGCUUGCUCCACCACCUCCUCUUCACGGUAGGGAGCUUGGAAAAAAAAAAAAAAAAAGAUCAGGAACCCCAGGGGUGGAUGUUCCCACAACAUCCGUGGAUAAAGAUUUGGAAUCUGCUGGGGAGGCUUUCCGUAAUCAUAAGUUUUCUGUUUGUUGACAUCAAAAGUCAAAGUAGAGGGCAGGGAUUGCUCCCAUCACAGCUUCUUGCUCUGUGAAGCUCCUGGGGUUUCCUUGUUAUCUGGAGAGGUGGAAAGAGAUCCGAACUUCCAAAAGUUUGGCUCGAAAUGCUGUUAAAAGGAUGAAUUGGGAGGUGGUUGCACCUGUAGCUGCUUCACAUUUCCAAUGCCUUUGGAGUUGUUGAUUUUCUUGGGUUAAUGAAUUUCCUGGUGUUCCCAGAGCUUUGACUUCUGGAGAUGUGAUUGGGUUCUUUACCUGUCAUAUCCCUGGAAUUUGAUGUCUUUGGGAGUGAUGAAUUGAUCAGAUCAGUGAUUCUCCUACCACAACUCUGCUUUCACAGCAUUUAGAGCCACCCGUAGUGCCUAUUUUCUGAAAUUAUUUUAGCCAGAAAAAAAUCAAAAUUUUAAUGUGAUGCUUCUUUUUGACAGUUCCAAGAAGUGAAUAAACAAAAAGAAAUCGGUUUUGUUUCCUGCUCUGCAAUAAAUGACAG